Salarias fasciatus (jewelled blenny) is the source of this 2019-nucleotide messenger RNA. It is a transcript of the gene ltv1, whose product is annotated as LTV1 ribosome biogenesis factor. The record is from RefSeq and is a predicted model, not a curated record. Gene Ontology annotation, cellular component: nucleus; preribosome, small subunit precursor; cytosol. NCBI's taxonomy places the organism in Eukaryota, Metazoa, Chordata, Actinopteri, Blenniiformes, Blenniidae. Gene Ontology annotation, biological process: ribosomal small subunit biogenesis; ribosomal small subunit export from nucleus. Bases 187 to 1602 code for a protein of 471 amino acids. The transcript is spliced from 11 exons.
UUCGACAUGGUUCUUUCCAAACAUGGUGGCAGAAACAGCAUGUUGAAGGAGGCUCCGGCGUGGAUAAACAACAGCCAAACCGGACGGAUUUAACCUUCACUUAUCCUCACAGCCGGUCCCAGCUCGGGUUUUACGGCUCUUCAGGUCCGACCCGUCGAAGAAAACUGUCAAUCAUAAAGCAGCAAAAUGCCUCAUCGAAAGAAGAAGUCGUUCAUUGAGAAGAAGAAGGCCGUGACCUUUCACCUGGUCCACAGGAGUCAGAGGGAUCCGCUGGCUGCAGAUGAGAAAGCCCCGCAGCACGUCCUCCUGCCUGCCACCAAGGUUGACGUGGAGAAGAGGCAAGAGGAGCAGAGGAAGUUUGGCGUGUUCUACGACGACGACUACGACUACCUGCAGCACCUGAAAGAGGCGUCCGGCCCGUCGGAGCUGCUCGCCGCCGGCCCCUCGUACCCGGACAGACAGCCGAUUCACCCCCGAGAGGAAGAGGAAGAUGAAGAUGAAGAGGACGCGGAGGAGAGCACGGCUCCUGCGACCUCCAUCAAGCUGCCGUCGUCGGUGUUCGCCUCAGAGUUCGAGGAGGAGGUGGGACUCCUGAACAAGGCUGCUCCCGUGUCAGGACCCCGACUGGACAUGGACCCAGACAUCGUUGCCGCCCUCGAUGAAGAUUUUGACUUCGACGACCCCGAAAACCUCCUGGAGGACGACUUCAUGGUCAAAGCAAACUGCGCCUUUGGAGCCAAGGACGCACAAGGCGAUGAUGAAGAUGAGGAUGAGUGGGAGGACACCGACGAGGACGGCGACCUCGACUCUGAGGGGGGGUUUUCGGGCAGCGGUGACCUGCAGGGGCCCGACCGGGAGUUCCUGUUCGACGACGAGGAGACCAAGAGCCGCUUCACGGAGUACUCCAUGACGUCCUCCGUGAUGAGGCGCAACGAGCAGCUCACGCUGCUGGACGACCGCUUCGAAAAGUUUUACGAGCAGUUCGACGACGACGAGAUCGGCGCUCUGGACAACGCCGAGCUGGAGGGCUUCAUCGAGCCCGACAGCGCCCGACUGGAGGAGGUCAUCAAGGACUACUUCAGGCAGAAAGAGAGAGAAGCUCUGAGACCUGAAGACCUGGGCCCGAAAGAGCUUCCUGUGGUGAAGGAGGAGGAAGACGAGGAGGAGGAGGAGGAGGAGAUGGAGACCGUCGUCAUUGAAGCCCCAGAAGAGAAGUGGGACUGUGAGACCAUCAUCAGCACAUAUUCCAACAUAUACAACAGACCCAAAGUCAUUGAAGAGCCGUCAAAGCCGAAGGCGAUCCGAGUGUCGAGUAAGACGGGCAUCCCGCUGGACGUCCUGCCCGACAGAGGCCCCACGGCCAAGCAGGCGGAGCGCAUGGCGAGGAUCAACGACUCGGACCUGCCGCGCGUCUCCACGCAGCCCCGGAGCAGGGAGGAGAGCAAGGAGGAGCGGAGGGCCCGGAAGCAGGCCGUCAAGGAGGAGCGCAAGGAGAGGAGGGUGGAGAAAAAAGCCAACAAGAUGGCGUUCAAGGAAGAAAAGGUGCGACAGGAAAAGCAAAUGUUGAACCUCAGAACGAACAUUCAAGGCCUGAAGCUCUGAAGAGCGACCGGCGGCUCGCCGUUCCACACAGACUUUUACAGCGGAGGAACGAGGAAGAGAAGCGUUUCCUCCAUCGACUCGGGUCCGGUCUCAGCUGCUGUGGUUCCCGAGUAGGAUUCCUCCUCUUAUCAGAUCCUCAAUUCAAAUCAGAGUAUUUAUUUCCCUUAUGCAACUGGUCCUGCCAAAGUUCGAUCUGGAGUUUUAUUGGCUCUCAUAGUGUGCGAUUGCUCCGAUUAAUGUUUAAUCCUGGAUAAGAAACAGCUUUUUAUGGAUCCAGCUCAAUACGCCUCCGGACUGAGCCAAGAGGAAAGGCUUUUCACAGCUCCCUUUUAAUUCUACAGAGCAUCUCGUGAUGCCCUGCUGCCAUUUAAAAUAAGCAGCGUUGUUAAUGUUCCUUUAUUAAAAAAAUAUGAACAA